AUGCCUGGACAGCUCCAUCAAACCCUCUAUGGAUACCAGAUCUUUUUUAUCCUUCUCACGGCGGUUAUUGGACAUGGAGUGUUUGGGUCAAACGGAGCUGCGCUGGCCGCUGCUGGCCCGGGCGGCCUCAUUGUGUCCAUCGCGGUGAUCAGCUGCGUGACUAUCUGCGUGGGAGAAUGUGUCGGUGAAAUGACGCAGCAGUUUCCGAUACCGAAUUCCAUGGUCGCCUAUGUCCAAGCCUUUGUGGACGAGGAUCUAGGGCUGGUGAUCGGACUUUGCUACUGGUAUUCUUAUGCAGCGGCCUUUGCAAUACAGAAUGCAACCGUUGCCACUUUGACUUACUACUGGCGCUCGGGCAACGAGCCAGACCGACAGGCAUGGCAGGCUCUUGCGUUCUACGUUUACUACGGAGUUAUUGAAACCAUCAGCGGGGCUUUAAAGGUAGUCCUCAUCGUGGCGACUUCCAUAUAUCUCUACAUCAUCGCUGCCGAAGGACAUGAUCUUAUCAAAGAUCCAUCUAGCCUUACAUGGUUCACCAAGCCGGACUUCCUCAGUAACAUACCCAAAGCCGUAUGCUUCGCCAUCCCCCUUGUCGCGUACAGCUUCCAGGGAGUCGAGAUAGCAGCCAUGGCUGCGUUCGAAGCACGGGAUGCGCGCGCUCUACGCUGGCCGUCCAAAUGGACCGUCUACGCCGUCGCCUUCUUCUACAUCAUGUGCUCCGUGGGCGAAGCGCUCACGGUCAGCCACGAUGACGCCCAUCUGCGGUCUACAGAUGACAGCAUCUGUACGGGCGAGUCAAGCCCUCCCUUCUCCGCCAGCAUGAUUGUCAUCGCUGCGUGGAAUGCCGGCCAUAAGACGCUCGCGGGCUUCCUCAAUGGCUGUCUCAUGUUUAGUGUCGUUUCCGCAGCCAACACCUCUCUCUACGCGAGCUCCCGCUCCAUGUACGGCCUUGCGCAGCUGAUCAACACUCCGAAUUGGAUCCAGAGGAAGCUCGAAUGGGUUGGUCAUGUGGACAGUAAGACCGGUGUACCGGUUGGCGCCUUGCUCUUGUCCACGUUGGCGUUUUGCUGGAUUCCGUUCCUUCAGUUAGGAUGCAAGCGCGAGCAACUGAUCACGAACAUGUCAAUAUCCACAAGCACCUCCUGCAUGAUCGUCUGGGCCGCUCUCUGCCUGGCCUACCUCCGCUACUACUAUUGGCUCGACAAAUGCGACGACGUCCUACAAAGGGACUAUCCCUCCUUCAGCCGGAACUCUCCCAAAUACACGCCCCGCGUCAACCUACAGCGCUUCCAGCCCAUCCCCGCCUGGAUCGGCCUAAUCGGAUGCCUGCUCUUCUUUGGCUUUUCCAGCGCCGAGUGGUGGGAUCAUCCUGAACGAGCCAAUCCCGGAAACAUCGCCAGCGCCUACGGAGUGGUAAGACCCGCAGUCCGUUCUAUGCUUUCAUGUUUGAGCCGUGUACACUAA
Aspergillus terreus NIH2624 is the source of this 1464-nucleotide messenger RNA. RefSeq lists its product as uncharacterized. Gene Ontology annotation, biological process: amino acid transmembrane transport. Gene Ontology annotation, cellular component: membrane. Gene Ontology annotation, molecular function: amino acid transmembrane transporter activity. The transcript is spliced from 10 exons. The record is from RefSeq and is a predicted model, not a curated record. NCBI's taxonomy places the organism in Eukaryota, Fungi, Ascomycota, Eurotiomycetes, Eurotiales, Aspergillaceae. Bases 1 to 1464 code for a protein of 487 amino acids.